Messenger RNA from Sphaeroforma arctica JP610, 1331 nucleotides. RefSeq lists its product as hypothetical. The transcript has 7 exons. The annotation marks the transcript as partial. The record is from RefSeq and is a predicted model, not a curated record. NCBI's taxonomy places the organism in Eukaryota, Ichthyosporea, Ichthyophonida.
CGUCCAUCACAGGGCCCACUCCGGUAAGAGAGAAGGCCGAACCCGCCGAACCAAAUAUGGGAAAUCCCACAGCCAACUCGGAUAUAAAUAGAUACUCUAAUCCCGCCCUGAACAACCUCAAUCUCAAGUAUAGCUCCGCAAGCGCGAAUAGGUAUAGCACAGCGUCCGAGCCCAACUUCGGCCGGUAUACCACGAGUGAUAGGUUUACGACAAACGAUAGAUUUACGACAAAUGAUAAGUUUACGACGGGUGAUAGGUACACGGCCUCUAGUGCCGGGGAGAGCAAGUUCGGAACACUGGGCGUAUCAGAUAACCGGCCCAGCGCUUCAACCACUACAGCAGGCCUGUACAACAGUACUAGUACUACAAACACGUACGGGUCAACUACCUAUGGCAAGCCCUAUGUGAGUGGAGCCAAGGCGUAUGACUCUGAGGGCAUCGAUGCCCAGUUAAAGCGGCUGUACCCGGGCGACAAUGCAAUGGUUACUAGUCUCACCCCGGCGCAACCGAAGUAUAUGGCUAAAGCAGAGCUUGAGGAGGGGAUCAAGGAGACGGUAGGCCGGCUUUCUAAACUGGAGAAGCAGGUGAACCAACUCACUGUCCAGAUGGAGGCGGCUACCAUGGGCGUACCACUGACUGAGCUCAAAGCGGAAAACUUCACUACGGAAGCGAUAUCACUGCUUCAAGGAAUACCGUCUACUGACGAUCGCAAGGCGGCUAUACGCGUACUACAGGGCCUAUCCAAGAAGAGUAUAGAUAAUGACGACUCCGCAGACGAAACAGCUUAUUACGACGCCCCCGAAUUCACCACCAUCACUCCGUAUAAAGGUGGAAGCGACCAGCCUUACACAUACACAAGUACCUUUGCACAAGCAGGCACCUACGCACACACGAACAACAACGAGGGAUACACUUCAGCUAAUCACCGGUACACGGGAGGCUCGGGUUUCAGCGGUAAUCAGGGCUUCGCGCCUACGUUUGGUAGUAUGGAACAUGCACAGAGAGAGGUGGAUAGUGCGGAUAGACGACAGCAGGCAGAGGAGAGUGAAGGGUUGCCUUUUGGCAUGACUCCGCAGGCACGUGACCUACGCGAGAUGCGGCUCAGAAAAAAGGACGACGGAAAAUUCCAUCUUAACUUACGAGGCGAUGGGGAGACCGACAAUCAGUACAACACCUACAGCGACGGUCUAAAGUACAACACCGAUACAGAUCACUUCGACGAUGCAGAUACGUUUCGAGAACCAUUCACUGUUGGUAUUAACCACCAAAGCAAUACGGACGCCAAUGCGUUGGGUCAGUCAGAAGCACAGCACGGAUAUGCAAGCUUAUGA